This is a messenger RNA of Serpula lacrymans var. lacrymans S7.9, 380 nucleotides long. RefSeq lists its product as uncharacterized. The record is from RefSeq and is a predicted model, not a curated record. The transcript has a single exon. NCBI's taxonomy places the organism in Eukaryota, Fungi, Basidiomycota, Agaricomycetes, Boletales, Serpulaceae. The coding region runs from base 31 to 210 and encodes 59 amino acids.
CAUUUCCCCAUCUCGCCGGAGGGCUUUCACAUGUUUCUUUUCCAGCCCAGCGCACCAAGGCAACAGUUCGGAGAUUCCUCUAUAAUACACUUACAGAGCGGGAUACAGUCACCACAAAUAAUCACGAUCAUCGCAGACCAAAACAUUCACCCAAAGUCAAACUGGGUCACUGAGACAGACAGCGAAGCAUUCAGUGCCGCGCUGGUGUGAGAGAUCCGACGUGGAAUAUCACACGCAAUAAACGACAUGUCUCCUCGAGUAACGUUGCAAUUGUCCGGUCCUGUGUCGUUAGAGACCGUAGAAUAACACGCCAACCAGCUGUGAAUACAACGACCAUUCUGUGGCCAAAGCGCAUACGACGAACAGGACACAAAGAGGAU